GGGGGCUUUAGGACCCCGGUGUGCCAGGGCUGUUGUGCACGUGCAGCUCCUCGGAGGGCGCGCGCACGUCACGACACUCAAUCUCAGUCAGAUGCAGGGGCGCCAGGCGGACCUCUCGACAUCCACUGCUAGGAGCAGGGUUAAAUUGACCCUGGUCUGCCACCUGGUGUGGAGGGCUGUAGCGCAGUGAGGAGGCCUUUCUGGGUGAGGGUAGCAUGAUGAGCGGGAAGAGCCUGCUGCUGAAGGUGAUCCUGCUGGGGGACGGUGGAGUGGGCAAGUCCUCCUUGAUGAACCGCUAUGUCACAGACCGCUUCGACUCCCAGUCCUUUCACACCAUUGGUGUGGAGUUCCUCAACCGGGACCUGGAGGUGGACGGGCGCCUGGUCACUCUUCAGAUCUGGGACACGGCAGGUCAGGAGCGCUUCAAGUCCCUCCGCACGCCCUUCUACCGAGGCGCAGACUGCUGUCUGCUCACAUUUGCUGUGAACGACCUGCAGAGCUUCCAGAACCUUGGCUGCUGGAAGAAGGAGUUCAUGUACUACUCGGACGUGAAGGACCCUGAGCGGUUCCCUUUUGUGGUGCUUGGCAAUAAGAUAGACAUGGAGCAGAGGGAGGUGGGGGAGGAGGAAGCACGGGCCUGGUGUGAAGAGAACGGCUGCUGUCCUUACUUUGAAACCAGUGCUAAGGAUGACACUAAUGUCACAGCUGCAUUUGAGGCAGCUGUCAGAGAGGUUCUGGCUGCUGAGGACCAGAUUGACCAUGCACUACUAAGUAGUACUAUCGAUCUCCAUGGCAACCGGAAAACCUCUCGUGGGUCUUGCUGCUGAUUGGUCAGGUGUGAAUCCACCUUGUCUUAAUCUCUCUGGCUGAAACUUUCCUGAGGCAGUUUUGAGAGCCAGUCAGAUCUUGUUUAUGGUACACACGCUGUAGGUAUAAGGUACUGACUACAUUAUCUCCUAUAUGGAUAAGAUACAGCUGCUCUGAGGAGGGCAGUUUCAAGGAUUCAGAUGGUGUCUAGAUUGUUGAAUUAUUGCUAUAACCAAGGUACAGGCACACUCAUCCUUUGUAUUCUGUCUGCUUUCAGUAGUGUUGCACAAAAAACAUUUUUACCCAGCUUAAGCUUUGUCUGCCUAUCCGGGAGUUUUAUCAAACAGUGCUUUCAAAGCAUUUAUUUUAAUCAAAAUAACUUAAAUUUUAAUUAAUACAGUGGAAGAGAGAAUACACCAGUCUUUUAUCGAAGAACACUCUCUACCUUUGGCAAAGCGACGUACAGUUGGUCUUAAAACUGCUCAACUUUCUGUCCAUGAGCUGAUUUUCCAGGGUUUUAGAAGGACUGAGUACAACAUUGCCUUCUCUUUUUAUCAGAUAUGUCAGCAGUUGCUGGAGAGCUAAUGUAUUUUCUGUGUCUGUCAGCGUUCCCAAUCCAUGCAGAUAUUGUGAUUGAGGACUCCCGACAUCAGUAUGAUGACCAAUAUGAUUCAAGGUACGAGGAAGUUAAAUGAUUGCUGCACUCAAAAGGAAGAUGACCCUGUUUGUCUUCAAUGGAAAGGGAAUUAUGAGCUUUAAUUUUGCAGCUCUGACUAUAAACCUUGGGUGUGGGCUAUUGUGGUGCUCUUAUUCAUUUGAUUAUUAGAUCUAUUACCAUUGCACUACUGUGUAGCCGGAGGUAUCAGGUGUACGAGCCAGGCAUUAUCAGAUCAUAUUUAUUUCCCACGAUUUAUGCAUAUGGGCAUGUUUACUAUGUAGGGUUCAGGGUUUCUCAGAGUUCAGAAAUAAUACUGCUGUUCUUGAUAAACUGCUGCUUACUUUUCUGAGAAGCACAUUCCCUUCCUUCGAUCUUUUUUUUUUUUUUCUU
Messenger RNA from Xiphias gladius (swordfish), 1855 nucleotides. It is a transcript of the gene rab9b, whose product is annotated as RAB9B, member RAS oncogene family. Bases 216 to 827 code for a protein of 203 amino acids. Gene Ontology annotation, cellular component: late endosome; phagocytic vesicle; lysosome. Gene Ontology annotation, molecular function: GTPase activity; GTP binding. The record is from RefSeq and is a predicted model, not a curated record. The transcript has 2 exons. Lineage: Eukaryota; Metazoa; Chordata; Actinopteri; Istiophoriformes; Xiphiidae. Gene Ontology annotation, biological process: retrograde transport, endosome to Golgi; Rab protein signal transduction.